Molecule: messenger RNA, 1270 nt
Organism: Sphaerodactylus townsendi
Lineage: Eukaryota; Metazoa; Chordata; Lepidosauria; Squamata; Sphaerodactylidae
Gene: AGTRAP
Product: angiotensin II receptor associated protein
Exons: 5
Coding region: 121-600 (159 amino acids)
Biological process (GO): regulation of blood pressure; angiotensin-activated signaling pathway
Cellular component (GO): plasma membrane
Source: RefSeq, a predicted model, not a curated record
GAGGAGGAGUCUGGCCCCAGCCGGCGUCACGGGUCCGGGCAGGGCUGGACGGGGCGGGGUCCGGCCGGGCCGGAGCAGAAGAAAGUUGGCCGGACGGGGCGGCUGGCCGGGCCCGCGGAGAUGGAGGUGCCGGCGGUGAACCUCAAGGCCAUCAUCCUGGCGCACUGGCUGCUUUCAACGUGGGGCUACAUGGCACUGUGGCUGCCACCGUCUUAUGCUUGGGGAAAUUUCACCAUUCUGGCCGUGGGGGUCUGGGCCGUUGCCCAGAGGGACUCUGUCGAUGCCAUCCUCAUGUUCCUCGCCGGCCUCCUGCUGACCAUCCUGACGGACAUCGUGCACAUCAGCCUGAGUUAUCCAAACCACCUGUCGGAUGUUCUACGCUUCAGCACCGGCAUGGCCAUCUUCAGUCUACUCCUGAAGCCGCUGUCCUGCUUCUUCGCCUACCAGAUGUACCGGGAGCGUGGGGGAGAGUACGCCAUCAACUUAGGUGUUCUUGGGGUGGCCUCGGAGCACAGUGCGUACCAGUCCAUUGACCACGCGGAGCCGCCACGCCCCUUUCCAGACGUGACCAGCAAAAUGACCCCACCCCACCCCUACUGAGAUGCCGUCCUUCCUUGGUUGGGUCUCUGGCCUGCAUUAUUUUUCGUCCUGUGCCCUUUACUUGCUGCAUUUGGGAAUAAACUUUCGCACUCCCUUACCGCUUGUUUCUCCUCUAGAGGAAAUGCAGUCACCUGUACAGAAGACAACUGGACUUUCCUACAUUUCUUUUCUCCUCUCAGGAGAGCUGAGGGGGUGGGGGGAAGGGGGUUUGGCUCUUCCCGAACUUCCUGCUGCAUUUCCUGAGCCAUUGAGCUGAGGCUUCUCUGCUCUCCUGUGGAGCGUCCCACGUACAGCUCCAAGAGCCACGUUUGUGCCUCCCUGCCGUGGAGUACCAAGGGUCGCUUCAGCCGUGUUGUUGGCAACCAGCCCCAGAAAUGUGAAGAAGAAGAAGAAGUCCAGUCUAAGGAGAGAUCUUGUGUGGUUGUCGGUGGGGGGGGGGGGGGAAGCCCCCUAAGAAAGCCCUGUUUGGGGUGGGGGGAGCGUCGAGGGAGGGACAGGGCCUCCACCCAGCGCCACUUUGGGAUAAUGAAGGAUGCAUUUUCUAAUGCCUGCUGGGGGAAGGCGGUUUGACUGGUUACAGAUUGUUGUGCCUGAAACCCCUCAUUUUGCACCUGGAUUUCUAAAGAGAAUUAAAAGUUUUUUUUAAAAAUAAAAAAAAUCUGGAACUUUC